Molecule: messenger RNA, 1317 nt
Organism: Macrosiphum euphorbiae (potato aphid)
Lineage: Eukaryota; Metazoa; Arthropoda; Insecta; Hemiptera; Aphididae
Source: the annotation of a GenBank genome assembly
AUGUUUAUUUCAAAAGAGUUUAAUAAAAUAUGUCUGUUGUGUCGUUUGUGCCCAAUUGCUAAUUUUGCCUGCCGUCUUUCCACAACAGUCAUGUAUCGAAAUAAACGAUUUUCAGGCCCAAACAUGAAGGAUUACAUAAAUUUUAUUAGACCUUUAGUGCACCUCAAACAUAACACCAAUUACAAGUCAUUUCAUUUUAGUUUGCUAUCAUAUAAUAUACUAGCUCAAGAGUUGCUAGAAAAAAAUGCUUUUUUAUAUGAUUGGUCGGAUGACCGUGUGUUGAACUGGGACUAUCGAAGACAACUUUUGUUGAAUGAAAUAAAACAAUUUAAUGCAGAUAUAAUUUGUUUUCAAGAAGUUCAAGAGUCUCAUUUAAAUUGGUUCUUUAAGAAAUUAUCAGAUUUAGGGUAUAAUGGUGUCUAUAAAAAACGAACUCGUUUUCAUUGUGAUGGCUGUGCUAUAUAUUACAGAAAUGACAAGUUUACAUUAAAAGAAAAGGUCACUGUAGAAUACAAUCAACCAGGAGUAAAUGUAUUAGAUCGAGAUAAUGUGGGUAUUGUGUUGAGAUUGUCACCACGGAGAAAUGAAGCAGAAAAUAUAAUUGUUUCGACUACACAUAUCUUGUACAACAAAAAAAGGCAUGAUAUUAAAUUGGCACAAGUUCAUUUAUUACUAGCUGAAAUUGAGCGUGUUGCAUAUAAAGGGUACAAAAAAGUUGGUGAUGAUAAUAUUCCUGAAUACCAUCCAAUAAUUUUGACUGGGGAUUUCAACUUGGAACCUAAUACUGCUGUUUAUGAUUUUUUAAUCAAUGGUGCUCUAUUCUACAGUAAUUUACAAAAACCAACGCUUUGGACUCAAAAUAAUCAAAGUGGAAGAUGUAACAUGGGAAAUGAACUUAUUCCAAAGAGUUUAGGCAUCACUGAAUAUAGUCAGCAUUCAGACAUUUUAGAGUUAAGAAAAAUAAAUAAUCAUAAACGACAAAUUAAUGACGGUCUUUAUUCAAAGCUACAUCAUACUGAAAGAAAAAAUGAACAACUAUUAUCAUCACCGUCAUCAGAAUUCAAAUUUGGGUCUGGAAACUUGUAUCAUAACCUUAAGUUUUCUUCUGUAUAUAAUAACAAUAAUAGCUGUUCUACAUAUCAUGACCAAUGGACUAUUGUAGAUUACAUAUUUUACACCAGUACAAAUUUAAAACUGAGAGCUUAUAUGAAGCUUCCAAAUGUUGCUGAAUGCCAACCAAUAUUAUCUAUGCCAAACAGAGUAUCUCCGUCUGAUCAUCUACCACUGUUUGCUAAAUUUAUCUAUCAAAUAAAAUAA